AUGGCUCUGCUUCUGCUGAGCCUGGGACUGAGCAUCGUCGUGGCCCAGGAGUUCAAUCCCUGCGCCGUUGUGCAGAGGAACUACAACAUAGCCAGGAUUUCAGGGGUCUGGUAUUCUAUUUUCAUGGCCUCAGAUGACCUGAAUCGGAUUAAAGAAAAUGGGGACUUGCGGGUCUUCGUCCGGAACAUAGAACAUUUGAAGAACGGCAGCCUAAAAUUUGAUUUCGAAUUCAUGGUGCAGGGGGAGUGUGUGGCCGUGGUCGUGGUCUGCGAGAAGACAGAGAAGAAUGGGGAAUACUCCAUCAACUAUGAGGGCGAGAACACGGUGGCCGUCUCAGAGACUGACUACAGGCUGUUCAUCACCUUCCACCUCCAGAACUUCAGGAACGGGACCGAGACCCACGCGCUGGCGCUCUACGCACGGGUCCCACAGCUGGAACCUGCCUUCCUGAGCAGAUUUGAAGAAACCUGCAAAAAGUACGGACUCGGCCCACAAAACAUCGUCGACUUGACCAACGAAGAUCACUGCUACUCCAAGCGUUAGAGGAGCCCGCCCAGGCCUCCCAUGCAGCCUGAGCCUCCCGGAGACAUGCCUCUAAAGGCACCUCUGCAUUUCUGCAUGAGGGUCCCUGAGGGUAAAGGAGCAGAUGUACCUGUGAUGCGUGGUGGCCCCAAGAUGCGGGUGAGACAGCAACUGACAACUAAGGCCCUACCCUUGCCCUCCCCACCCUUCCCCUCCUUAUCCCUCCCCUCUCUGCCCCUCCCCUCCCUGGGCUCAGCCACUGCCUCUGGGGGAAGAUGAUGAACAAUGUCACAGCGGAGGCAGGUGCCUGCACCCCCCUCCAUGUUUUAGUGAAUAAAAGGGAGGUACCAGCCAAUCUGCCGUGAUUUUGUG
Molecule: messenger RNA, 894 nt
Organism: Chlorocebus sabaeus (green monkey)
Lineage: Eukaryota; Metazoa; Chordata; Mammalia; Primates; Cercopithecidae
Gene: LCN9
Product: lipocalin 9
Molecular function (GO): small molecule binding
Source: RefSeq, a predicted model, not a curated record